Messenger RNA from Opisthocomus hoazin, 1056 nucleotides. Lineage: Eukaryota; Metazoa; Chordata; Aves; Opisthocomiformes; Opisthocomidae. The record is from RefSeq and is a predicted model, not a curated record.
UAUCAUGACAUCAUGUCUUGCCACCCAGAAAACUUUCAGUGGGAGCACUGGAGCUUUGAAAAUAUUGCUACCAUACUUGCUCGCCGGUUCCCUAACAGCUUUAUUUGGGUUGUGAAGUGUUCUCGAAUGCACCUGCAUAAAUUCAGUUGUUAUGACAACUUUGUGGCGAGCAACAUGUUUGGAGCACCAGAGCACAGCACUGACUUUGGAGCUUUCAAGCAUCUCCAUGCGUUGCUAGUUAAUGCAUUCAGACUCUCUCAGAAUAUUCUGCUGUCCCAGAAAAGUGUGCACGGUGUCAGCAAGAAUGCAAAAAUAGCUGCUUGUAAAUCACAGCCGCAGUCUGUUCCUGCAACGAACGGCUGCUCGUCCACAGGAGGAGAGAGAGAUUGUGAACGCUCUAAUAAUUCUGCUAUGAGCUUCAUUAUACCCUCUGCUGUAGGUGCAGUGUCAUUUACUUUGAUUGGCUUCAGUAAAGGUUGUGUGGUUUUGAACCAGCUGCUUUAUGAGCUGAAGGAAGCUAAAAAAGACAAGAAUACAGAUGCCUUCUUAAAAAGCAUAAAAGCAAUUUACUGGCUGGAUGGUGGUCACUCAGGAGGAAGCAAUACUUGGGUUACUUACCCUGAAGUGCUGAAAGAACUUGCGCAGACAGGAAUUGAAGUUCAUGCUCACGUUACACCAUACCAAGUGUUUGACACAAUGAGGUCGUGGAUUGGGAGAGAGCAUGAGAAAUUUGUACAGAUACUUGAAGAAUUUGGUGUGGAAAUAAAUGAUCAACUGCAUUUUGCUGAUGAUGUUCCCUCCUUAGAUAAUCAUUUCAGAGUUCAUGAAGUGUUUUGAGACUAUAUGCAUCUGAAUAGUAUACUCAUUGUAAAAGCGCUUUUGACACUGUAAAUGUCGUCAUCUAGGUUUCCAGCUUUGAGUAGAUGCUUUCUGAAGAGAAUACUAAAGCAGUCCUGUGUUGCUAAUAGAUACCAUAUGUAAAUUUCAGUAGUUGAAAAAGGUGGAUUGGGACCCUAUACCUACAACAGAUGUUGUCAUUUGAUUCCUGGAAAGAAA